Oryza sativa Japonica Group (Japanese rice) is the source of this 4847-nucleotide messenger RNA. RefSeq lists its product as uncharacterized. The record is from RefSeq and is a predicted model, not a curated record. Lineage: Eukaryota; Viridiplantae; Streptophyta; Magnoliopsida; Poales; Poaceae.
ACGAGUCCGCACUCCACCCCCCGCGGCACACACCAGAUUGAGAGAGAGAAAAAAAGGCCGAGACAGAUCCAAUCCAAGCGCCGAUCUCCGCCGCGGUUUAACACUCUCGCCUCUCUCCUCCUCCUGAUCGCGUCGUCCUCGUCUCCGGCGAGGCGUCGGCGGCGAGCUGCUCCCCGAUCCGCCUCUUCCUGCCGUCUCCGUGAACCGGAUCGGGACGCAGUUGGGGGGCAAUGGCGGCGGAGGCGGCGGCGAGUAGCGGCGGCGGGGUGGAGGUGCGGGAGGCGGAAUUGGCGGUGGAGGAGGCACCGGCCGCGACCUCGGAGGGGCGCGUGGGCGAGGCGGUGAGCGACCCAUUCGUGGUUGCGGGCGGCGAUCUCUCUGGGGAGGCCUCGAAUCUGGAGGCCAAGCCAGAUCCGGCUGUCCUCGGGGAGGGCGGGGAGGCGGUGGAGUCCAAUGCAGCACCGGGUUGUGCCGAGACUGUUCAUGAGGAGGAUGGUGUAGAUGGUGGAUGUGAGGCUGGGGCGGUGGAGGAGGAGGAUGCUCCCAUGGCGAUCGGGCAUGUGCUCACCGAGGCUCCCGUGGCGAACGGGCAUGUGCACUCUGAGGCGGCGCCUGCUACUGAGACAGCUGAGAUCGCUGGAUCGGUUGAGGAUGGGAUGAAUGGUAGGAUAGCGGAUGAGCAUGAUCAUCCUGAUACGAGUAUUGCGGAAUCCAAGGGUUGUGUGGUAGAGGAGUCCAAGGGUUGUGUGGUAGAGGAGGUUAACGGUAAAGAGGCUGCCCCUGAGAUCGCUGAUAGUUCUGUAUUGGUAGAAGAAGGCGUGGAUGGCUGGGAGCUGGAGGGGGUGGAUGAUAGGAUAGCUGGUGAGCAUGAUCACACCUAUACGAGUACCGUAGAAUCCGAAGUUCAUGAUGACAGUUUGAUUAAACAAGUGGAUGCGGAUGCAACUGGGUUGAUGGAGCAGGAGGCCAUCAGUAGUGAACAGGAUGGUUCAGAUGUUCCAAUAGAAAAUGGGCACACUCAUGUAGGCGUAAGUGCUGAUUGUGGUGAAGGUGCAAAGUCUGAUGUUCAAGUUGAUCAAAGCAACGUUGAAGAAGCUAAUGCCAAUUCUGCGAAACCAGUGGAGGAGGUAGCUGCUCUAAUUCAGGAUGGUUUAGGUGGUCCCGUGUCCAAUGGGCAUGGUCACGUAGAUGCAAGUGGUCAUGGUUAUGUGACUGGUGCGGAUUUAGAUGUUAAGGGCAGCAAUAGCAAAGGGGAAGACACUGAAACAUUUGAGGAGCUGGUUACAGCUACUGUAGAUUAUGACCGGUCAGAUAUUGCUAUGGCUAAUGGACAUGAUCAAGUGGAGAGGAGUUUUGAUUCUGGUGAAGUUGAGACCAAGUCUGAGGUAUGUGAUAGCAAGGAAAAAUCCGGAGAAUGUGCUACUGAUGCCAUGGAACUUGUCAAGCAGGAAGCAACCACUGGAGAACAGGGCACAGAAGCUGUAUCUGUGGUCAAUGGAUGUGAUCAUCCAAACACAAAUGCUGAUUCUGAUGAAGCUCCUAUGCAGAUUUUGGUUACCUCCAAGGAAAGUGGCAUAGUACAAAGUGUUGUGGAGGUCGUGGAAAGUGUGCAUCUUGAAGGAACCCUUAAGAUUGAUCAACAAAUAGAGGGGGAUCAAAAGGUAGCUAACAAGAAGGUCACUGAAGAAGAGAUCCUUACUAAUGGGUAUGAGCAGGGGGAUGCAAAGGUGGCUAACAAGGAGGUUCCUGAAGAAGAGAUCCUUACUAAUGGGCAUGAGCAUGUGGAAGAGAGUGCCGGAAUUACUUCAGUGUUGGAACCUUUGGUUGGCGAUGGACAGCAGGAUUUCAUAGCUGUUAAUCUGUUGGAGAAUAGAGCUGAUGACAACAGGGAAGACGCCUUGGAAGACGCAUUUACGUCUGGGAUAGAUGAGGCUGCCAUUACGUCUGGGGUAGAUGAGGCUGCCAUGGAAGCAGAUGCUUCGACUGUAGAGAAAAAUGAUGACACUGCCAUUGACGGUACUGAGACAAAAGAAAAACAUGAGAAGACAAACGAUGAUAUUCUACAAGGUCUUGAUUUGUCCAAGGAUAACGUUGAGUGUGGUGUCAAUGGGGAUGAGGUCAGCACUUUUCAACCCGUAGAAUCGAUAUCGUGUUCAACUGUUGAAAUUGAGAGAGAGGAGAUCAGUGAUCAACAACAAACAUCUGCUUCCUUACAAGACGCUGAGCAGGCGCUCUCAGCUACAAAUGGCAAUCAUCUAUCUGAUAAAAGUGAACUGAAGCAAGAGUCUGAUAUGGAGGACAUUGAUGGUGCUAAUCUUUGUGCUGAUCCUGGAGUGGUUCCUGCUUUACAUGGUGAGACAACAUCCUCAGAUUUGGCUGAUAAUGAUGGGGCUGAAGUUGAAAAUUCAACUCCUGCUUGUGAUUUGGGAGCUUCAAGUGGUGCACCCACAGGAGAUAAUGAUUCUAAAGAAAACUCUGCUGCUGCUGUUGCUCAAGUUGAAGAAGAUGUCCCUUCGCAAGAUGAUGCUCAAGUUGAAGAAGAUGUCCCUUCGCAAGAUGAUGACAAUUGCCCUGCUGAUGGGGCACCUGGUGAGAUUUGCUCUGAAAAUGCAAAUGCAUUCACUACAUCUUCUUGUGUGGCUGAAACGGAAUAUGUGCAAGAUAUAGCAUCUACAACUGUUGACAUAAUUCAUGAUAAGCACAAUGAUGAUGAUGAAAACAUAAACACAGAUAUAACUGGAAACCAUAGUGAGCCGAAAUUAGAAACCAAUGUCGAUAAUGAAGACAGAGGAGAUAUACAAGUUAUUAAACCAUAUCCGGUUUAUCUGAUGAAAGUUCCAAGAUUUAUGAGUGAAUCUCAUUGGGAAAAGAUACAAGAUGCCCAAAUUUGUCUGGAUGAGUUGACACAAAAGCGAGAUGCAAUUAAUGUUCUGAGGCAAAAGAAGAAGGCUUUGUGUGAUGACUACCGAGAGAAACUGGAAGCUGCACGUCAAGAAGAAAGAGGAGCUAGAACUGCACAUGGUGAUAAAAGAAAUGAUUUAAAUAGUGUGCAAUCAAUGAUCGGAAGGAUGAACAGAGCAAAUUCAAUUCAAGAAAUUGAUGACAUGAUUGCAAUGAAGGAAAAGAUCAUAGCACAUGAAUCUAUUUCUUUGAAAGAAGAGAAACGUCUUCUUCAAGAUAUCAAAGAACUAAAAGCUCAAAAGAAGCAGCUGUCUUCCAAUAUGGGCUCAAAAGCAGAAAUGGGUGAAGCAUUCGAACAGAAAGAGCAUAUUCAUGAGCAGCAAAAGAUUCUGAAGAAGGACUCUGAUGUACUUCUGACUAAUUUGAAGUCCCUGGAGGAUAAAACAAGAUUUAUUAAGAAAGCUUUUGAUGAUGAAAGAGAUGCUCUUAGAAAAUUAACUGAAGAACACCAAGCUGCUCAUGAAGUACGUCAAAAGGCCUAUGAUGAGUGGUUUGAGCUGAAAAAGGAACCGGGCAGGAAGAACAAGUUCUUUUUCAUGUACAGGAAGGAUAGUAGAGCUGCAAAAGAGUAUGUAGACAAUGGUGACAUGAAAGGACUUGUGUUAUUUUGCAACAAUCAGGUAGAAAGUUUCAUGGUGUUGUGGAACAAGGAUGAUGAUUUUCGCAGGCAGUAUGUUGAAUCAAACAAGAAUAGCACGCUGCGAAGACUAGGGACCUCAGAUGGAAGAAAACUUGGCCCUGAUGAGGUUCCUCCAGAAAUUCCAAGAUAUUCCAACAGAAUGCAGAGCAAUCCACCUCUCCUGCCUGUUCCAAGCACACAUGCGUCCGCUUCAGCUUCAGAAGCAACACCCGCAAAGCCUGCUUCACCAGUAACAGUUGUAGAAGAGAAAACAUUUCCAGUUUUGCAAAGUUCCCAGAGCAGCAAGCCUUCUAAGCCUAAAGUUGUUGGUAACUCUUCCAGUAAAGACACACCUGGAGCUCCAAUUCCUGAAAGAGAAGAUGUAGAAAAAUCUGAAAAGGAAAAGAAGCGUAGGACGGAACAGGAGUUGGAGUUGUCACGGCAGGCGGCAGAGUUGGCUAUCAGGGAGGAGGAAUUAAGACAGGAGAAAGCUGCAGCUGAAAAGGAACGUCUCCGAUUGGAGCAAAAGGCAAAAGCUAAGGAAGCUGAAGAGAGGAAGAGGCGGAAAGCAGAAAAGGCCCUGGAAAGAGCUGAAUUCAGAGCAAAGAAGGAAGCGGAACUAAUGGAAAAGAGGAGAGCAAAAAGGGAUAGAACAAGAGGAUCAACAUCUGCAGACUCCGGAAGUGGUAGUGGUGAGGCCAAUGCGGAAGCUACAGUGACUAAUGAUGCUGAUUCUAGCACCAUAGAGAACAGUCGAGGAGUAGAUCUUUCUCAACAUAGAGCUCUGAAGAAGAGGCCCCCUACACUUAAGCAGCUGAAUAAGAUGGAGCCGAUGCCAUUGCCACUGCGUAACAAGGGCAGAAGGAAGAUGCGUCAAUACAUUAUGGUGGCUGUGGCUGCAGUGAUCUCGGUGCUUGCUUUGGUUGUGGCAAGCAAAUAUGUACCCUCCAAUUUUAGGGCAUCAUCGUCCUAAAUAUGGGUAAACAUGAUGACCGCUCUUUUUGCAAUUAAUCGAUGGGUUGGGGGGGGGGGGGUAUAUUGACAGAUAGCAGAGGGUAAUUCGUUUGAGUAAUACCCGGUUCUUAGUAUAGGCGCUGCUUGCUUGAUUGGAUUGUUGGUGUCAGCAUAAGUAUUUAUUCUCCUAUAUAGAUUUCAUACCGGAAGAACAUCGUGUUUACCUACAGUAUGGGAUGUUUGGUGGAAUAUUCGUUAUUAUUAUAGUACAAGUACAAUAAUGGUAAAAGAAAGAUUUUACAGAUGUGUUUUA